UUCUGAUCCCCCCAAGUACCUUGUUUUAUCUGGUACAGAUUUUGUAUAUACUUAUGAUGUAUUCAUGUUCUUCUCCUUUCCCUCCCACCACUAGAAAGCAAGCUGUAGCAACUUAGUUUCUAUCUUCUUAUCCUCCGGGGGCUGGAAUAGUAUUCGGCACGCUCGUGGUAAAAUAUACAUUCGUUCAACAGAAUCCAGAGAUGAAUGACUUAAAAGGGGGCGGGACUACGGAAGCCAGAACUUCCGGGGUUCUCUAUGCGCAGGCGCAGAAAAUUCUUCGCUUCCGGUGGAGGGGACUGAACUCUGGCUGGGGCGGUGAGAGCCCGACCCCGCGCAGUCGCUUUGCCGGUCCCGAGUCCCGACGGCUCUCCCUAUAGACCCCUGGCAUCUCGUCUCCGUGUAGCUCGCCAUGGUCCAGCUGACCUCCCUGCUCUGUAAGACGUACCGAAACGGCCAUGUGACCAUCCGCCUGGCCCUCAGCGGCUGCACCAACCGGCCCUUCUACCGAAUUGUGGCCGCCUACAACAAGCGUUCCCGAGAUGGCCCGUUCUUGGAGCAGCUGGGCUGCUAUGACCCCCUGCCCAACACAAAUGGGGAGAAGCUGGUGGGCCUUAACUUGGAGAGAAUCCGGCACUGGAUAGGCUCGGGAGCCCAUCUCACCAAGCCCGUGGAGAAGCUUCUAGGCCUUUGUGGAUUUUUCCCUCUGCAUCCCAUGACUGUCACGAAUGCGGAGAGGCUUCGACGGAAACGAGCUCUUGAAGCCAGUUCAGCUUCUGAGGCAGUAAACAGAGAGGCAGCACCCAGCUGAGCGGUAUGAGCAGGCUCUGCAUGUCCAGUCCAGAAGCAUUUCUCAAGUGCUUGUUCUGUGCCAGCCAUUCUGCUGAGCUCUUCAAAGAAUACGAUCUUAGAGCCACAUGGUGCCCUUUAGUCAUUCUGUUUUGUUCUAAGGUGAAUAAAUGGAACUUUCAGA
Molecule: messenger RNA, 970 nt
Organism: Phascolarctos cinereus (koala)
Lineage: Eukaryota; Metazoa; Chordata; Mammalia; Diprotodontia; Phascolarctidae
Gene: MRPS16
Product: mitochondrial ribosomal protein S16
Biological process (GO): mitochondrial translation
Cellular component (GO): ribosome; mitochondrial small ribosomal subunit
Molecular function (GO): structural constituent of ribosome
Source: RefSeq, a predicted model, not a curated record